Sordaria macrospora k-hell is the source of this 2394-nucleotide messenger RNA. RefSeq lists its product as uncharacterized. Gene Ontology annotation, molecular function: zinc ion binding; ubiquitin protein ligase activity; ubiquitin conjugating enzyme binding. The record is from RefSeq and is a predicted model, not a curated record. Gene Ontology annotation, cellular component: ubiquitin ligase complex; cytoplasm. Lineage: Eukaryota; Fungi; Ascomycota; Sordariomycetes; Sordariales; Sordariaceae. Gene Ontology annotation, biological process: protein polyubiquitination; ubiquitin-dependent protein catabolic process; positive regulation of proteasomal ubiquitin-dependent protein catabolic process.
AUGGCCUCCUUCAACUAUGAUGACUUCGACAGCCCCCGCGAUACCGAGCUCAGCUCUCUCAUAGCCAUUUAUCCCGAGAUCCAACAUCCUCGCCCAGAUGAUCCCUACGCCAUCGCCAUCGAUAUUCCCGUCAACCCCACCAAGCCAGUUCUCGUCUACUACCCCGCUGCCGCGGACCCAAACACGGACCCCAGGGCGCAAGGAAACACUCAGCAAAAUGGAGUGAACCACGUCAAUGGAGCUGCAAAUGGAGGUCCUUCGAACGGUGCGGAUCGUGUGGGAGGAGCAGGUCCGGCUGAAGGCGCCGGCGCCGGGGCUGGGGCUCUUGAUCGUCAUGAGGUAGCCCACUUGCCUCCCAUCCACCUAGAGAUCAUCUUCGGACCCGACUACCCGGCUGAGAAACCGCCGGUUGUUACCAUCUCUGCGGACCCUCCGUGGCUUUCCAAGGAGACCAUCAAGAGACUCGAGGAUGAUGGGCCGCAGCUGUGGGAAGAAAUGGGUCGUGAUAUGGUUGGGUUCACGUACAUCGACCACAUCCAGCAGGCAGCUGAGAAUGUCUUUGAGCUUGUGGACGAGAAGGGGACCUUGGAGGUUGACCCACAGCACAGGAUCGCUAUCAUGGAUUUUGAUAUCCAGGCACGUCGGGCAGCGUUUGAGAAGGAAACGUUCAAGUGCGGAGUGUGCUUAGAUCCCAAGAAAGGCACGGUCUGUCACAAGAUGAUCGAUUGUGAGCACGUUUUCUGCGUGGAGUGUCUACAGGACUUCUACAACAACGCCAUCAAAGAAGGUGAUCUCGCCUCUGUCCGCUGUCUAGCACCAAACUGCGCCAAAGAGCGCGAACAAGCAGCCGCUUCGUCUUCAGGGAUCAAGAAGCGGAAGAAGCCCAAGACGCACCUCAGCCCGAGCGAACUUCUACAAAUCCCACUCGACCAGGAGAUGGUGAAGCGCUUUGUCACGCUCAAGUACAAAACCGAGCUCGAGUCCGACAAGAACACCAUCUACUGCCCGCGACAAUGGUGCAACGGGGCUGCUCGAUCCAAGAAGCACAAGAAGCCGCAAGGGUUAGAACUCAACGAUGACGCCGAGGAGGAGGACGAAGAGGAGGAAACGGGGGCCAGCGGUGCUUCGAAACCCUACAACGCGACCGAGCUCCUGGCCAUCUGCGAAGACUGCAACUUCGCCUUCUGCUCUCGGUGCAAUCAAUCUUGGCAUGGCGAAUUCGUCCGUUGCCAAGCACCCCGAAAGAACGAAGAGCUCACAGCCGAAGAGAUCGCUUCACUCGAAUACAUGAAGCUGCACACCACCCCCUGCCCGACAUGCGCGGCGCCUGCUCAAAAGACGCACGGCUGCAACCACAUGAUCUGCUACCGGUGCCAGACGCACUUCUGUUACCUCUGCUCAGCGUGGCUGGAUCCAGGUAAUCCCUAUCAGCACUUUAACGAGAUGCCCGGCGGGAGAAUCACCGGGUGUUACCAGCGACUCUGGGAGUUGGAACAGGGCGAUGGCGAUGAUGUCGGCUUGGCGUUCGAAGGCGGUGCUGGUGCUGCUCCGCCAGGUGCUGCUGGGCGUGCUGGUCCCGGAGGAGGAGGAGCGGCAGUGGCAGGCGCACCCGCACCCGCAGCAGCAGCGCCUCCCGGGUUUGGAGACCUACCGGAGCAACAACUCAUGGAGCUGCUGAUGGCAGACUUGGAGAUUGAGAGCGACGAUGAGGAGGACGCUUUUAGGGUACCGCCUCCCUUUGGUGAAAGAGAGCUUAAUAGGCAACCUCAAGAAGCCAUGGGAGCGGAAGCGCAAAACCGAAACGGCGCAGGAAGAGGUGAAGUCGCGGUUGCGCGUGAAGGUCCUCUCAUCCUACGGAUAGAUGGAGGUAAUCAGCCGGCAGGAGGUCGUGGUCGUGGAGGUGCUGGUGCUGGUGCUGGUGCUGCUGCCGCCCCCAAUGGCCCUGCCGCAGGUGGUGGCCGUGGAGCAGGAGGAAGAGGAGGAGGAGGUUGGGGAGACAAUGCCCGAGGAGGACAAGGGGCAGGGGGAGCAAAUAUUCGGGGACAACAUCAGAAUCGAGGAGGUGCCCCGAACAACCGGCAUAAUAACCGUAACAACAACAACAACCACAACAACGGUGGCGUCGGUGCUGGUGCGGCUGCCAGAGGAGGAAACAGAGGUGGUGGUGGUGGUAAUGGUGGUAAUGCGGUCAGGGGUAAUGUGGGAGGCAGGGCAAGACGUGGUCCUAACGAUCCCAGGAUGGACUUUGAUAAUCCCAACAAUCCCGAUAACAUACAGGUCAACGUUCCGGACGGGAUACGACUCGAUCCGCAGCAGGAGGCGUGGAUUAGGCAGUUUGUGCACCUGGCGCUGGAGGAUCAGGAGGACUUGCUAUUUGACGAUGAUGACUGGUAG